Messenger RNA from Liolophura sinensis, 1083 nucleotides. RefSeq lists its product as uncharacterized. The coding region runs from base 67 to 1083 and encodes 338 amino acids. The record is from RefSeq and is a predicted model, not a curated record. Lineage: Eukaryota; Metazoa; Mollusca; Polyplacophora; Chitonida; Chitonidae. The transcript is spliced from 11 exons.
AGUGAGGAGUCCGACUGGGACUACACGUUCAAUUACGUGACGUGCGAUUAUAGUGUCGGAGAGGACAUGCCAAGCAUUACUUAUGCCAUGGAAUGUCCGAAGGGCAACGAAAGCUUCACGAUCCAUAUGGCUAACAUAGGAGACACGUGGGUUUUAGUAGAGUUCGAAUGUUGGCAGGAAACCAUUUCUUUUCACCUUGGUCCACAUUCUAAUACCUCCAUAGAAGCCAUUUUCCACCAACGAAUCAACCCAAGGCAGAAAUAUCCGUCCGAUGCCUGUCUUUUUGAGGCCAUGCCCUACUUUCAAGAAGUUCGAGUAUACGCUUGGGAGUCGGACUACGACCUGAAGGAUGACAUUUUGCUGUGCGAUUUCAGUUUGGGCUCAGAAAUACCAGCCGUAAAUCACACCACGGACUGCACGCCAAAUGACCAUGGUUUGUUCACUGUUCAGUUGGUGAACAGUGGGGAUGUUUGGGUUUCAGUUGAACUUCACUGCCUAAACGGUAUGAUGAUGUUCAACUUGGAGCCUAGAUCUACCCUAUCCGUUUCCGCGGUCUUCAAUGAAUGGCUGAACCAAGAUCAAGUUUAUCCAGAAAACAGUUGUGCUUUCGAGGAUUGGAAACAAUAUCAAGAUCUCGUCAUUUAUAGUGAAGAGCCAGAUUUUGACAGCAGAACAGACACGCUGACUUGUCCUUACAGUGUUGGAAAAACCUCUCCAGCUGUGGAACAUUUCACCGACUGUGUAAUUGGAGAUGUUGAUCUUUUCAAAAUCAGCUUGCAGAAUGUUGGAGACGUUUGGGUGUAUGUUCAGUUGGAGUGUUCGAAUGGAUAUCAAGAAUACUUCCUCGAACCUCAAUCAAAUCGCACGGUUUUAGGUGCCCUAAAUACCGCCGAAGCCGUAGUUGAGGAGGUCUGCGUGUUCACGGAUGGAUCACCACCGCAUUUGCGCAUAUAUAACGAGGAGUCUGACUGGGACUCCUUUUCCUUCGAGAUACAUUGCAGACCGGAUGAACUAAGUGUAUCCGAUUGGGAGGCGGAUUACUCGUGGAGAAGACUGACCAAGCGCGACACGCACAGCUUGUGA